AUGACACCAGAAUUAAAGAAUGAUUUAUAUUCAUUGGGAUUAAAGGAUUUAGGUUUAGAAGAACAACAAUCACAGCAGUCUCAACAGUCUCAGUCACAACAACAAGAUCAAUCAACUUCAUCUUCUAUAACUACAACAACAACAAAUCAAAAGAGUAUAGGUGAAGUUGCAAGUGAUAAUACAACAACCAUGUCGACAACAUCAACCACCAUGUCAAGGGAACUGACAUUUAUGAAUGAAGAUACAACCUCAACCACUGCAACUGCAUCAUCUUCAGCAACAUCAACAAUCGGACCAAAUAUAUUCUCAGACGAUGUGUUUGGUUUGAAUGAUGAUAUUGCCAAUACUGUUAUGAACACUACCAUUUCAUUUGCUGAUUAUGACCAAGACUAUGUUCAAUCGAUUCUUGCAUUUGGAUUUGAAGAGUAUAAAGUAUUGGCCGGUCUUAAAAAGUUUCCAAGUACCUAUCAACAAGAAAAGUUAAUUGAUUGGAUUUUAACUGCAAAUGAAGAAGAUUUUAUUAUUGACCAAAAUCAACAUAAUAAUCAAAAUAAUAAUAAUUCUUAUAAUAAUAAUAAUGAUGUUGAUAAUGAUUAUAAUAUGAAUGAAAUAUCAACAUAUCCACCAACACCAACCUAUGCAACUUCGGAAGAAUAUUUUGGAGCAUUUUCAAACACUGGAUUUCAAAAUGACAAUGAUAAUAAUCAAAACAAAGCAAUUGUAUUAUACAAUUCAGAACAACAACAAAAUAUUUUUACAAUGCCACAAGAUAAUAAUCAAAAUAAUCAAAAUAAUGAAGGUAACAAUAAUAAUAAUCAAAAUAAUAAUGAAACAACAUCUACUACUGCAACUGUAUCAAAUAAUAAUAAUAAUAAUCAAACAAAACAAAAGAAAAAAGGUAGAAUUAUUGCAUAUGAAUUACAAAGAUUAUUUUCAAUGUUACAAAAAGGUGAUGUAUCAUCGAUUAGUACUGAAAACCUAACAAGAAGUUUUGGAUGGGAUAGUGGACAAGUCGUACAACAACAAGAUAUUCAUGAAUUGAAUCGUAUUCUUUUCGAUGCAGUCGAACAUUCUCUCAAAGGUACUACUAUUCAAGAUUUAAUUGUAAAUUUAUAUCGUGGUGUCCUAAUUAAUAGAAUUGAAUGUACAAAUUGUGGUAAAAUUAAAGAUAGAGAAGAAUUUUUCCAAGAUGUACCAGUUGCAAUUAAAGGUUUUAAAACAUUGGAAGAAAGUUUUAAAUCUUUUGUUACACCAGAGGUUUUGGAUGGUGAUAACAAAUAUUUUUGUGAUAGUUGUAAUGAACGAGUUAAAGCUACUAUCGGUGUAAAAAUGGGUAAAUUACCACCAGUAUUAACAAUUCCACUUCGUAGAUUUGAUUUUGAUAUGAAAAGAGGAUCAAGAGUAAAAAUUACAUCAAAGUUUAAAUUCCCAAAUACUAUAAAUAUGACAAAAUAUACAGCUGAAUGGUCAACCUAUGAAAAGGAUUUAGAGAAUGGUUUGAAACCAGUUAAACCAAAAGAUCAAUAUUAUGAAUUAUUUGCUGUUUUAAUUCAUUCAGGUGGUGCUUAUGGUGGACAUUAUCAUUCCUAUAUUAAAGAUGUAUCAAAUCAAGUUAAUAUUCCACAAGAUGAACAAAAGGAUCAAAAGGAAAAUGAAGAAGAACAAGCAAAAGAUCAAAAAGAUGUAAAUAAUAAUAAUAAUAAUAAUAAUAAUAAUAAUGAAAGUCAAGAUAAAUUGGAAGAACAAGAAGAAGGAGAAGAGGGAGAAGAAGAAAAAGAAUCUUCUUCUGUUUCAUCAUCAAAGAAACCAAUUUAUAGUGGAUGGUUUGAUUUCAAUGAUAGUUCAGUUACGAUUAUUCCAGAUUCAUCAAUUGAAAAACAAUUUGGUAAUAAGCAUGAAUCAGCUUAUAUGCUUGUUUAUAGAUCAAAAGAAUUAGGUGAAAAUUUAAAAAAUGAUGAUAUACCAAAUCAUUUGAAAAAGGAAAUUGAAGCAUUUAAUUUAACUUUGGAGGAUCAAAGAAUGAAAUAUGAAACAUCGGUCAAUACAUUGUUUGUUUAUCCUAAAUUUAUUGGUCAUGAUUACAAGGUUGUAGAUGGUCAAUUGGUAGAGAUAAAGGAAGCCGAAAAGGUAAAGAUUAGACAAGACCAAGGAAGAGAUGAUGAGGAGGAACAGUUAAAGUUGGAUAUUGGUACAAGUGUUCAGGAAUUGUAUCGAUUGGUUCGUGAAAACUAUGCAGACCGGUUCAGUCAAACUGAUGUGUUGGUCAUUCAAGAGAUUCAAUCGACUAGAGACGGUCGUGUGCAAUUGGCUACUCCACUGUCAUCAGUAUCGUCACUAGGCAUUAAAAAAGCUGGACUUCGUGAAGGAGAAAGACUGUUGAUUUGGAAUGGCACCAAAGUGCAUGGUGUUCAUACUCCCCCCAUUAGAUUCUGCGCCAAGAUGUAUAUCAAGGAUAGUACGACGAAUCAAGUUAAUGUAGAGGAACGGUACUUGUCAAUUGAACGAGAAUCAACCUUUGCCAAUGUACAACAACUACUGUCUAAAGAAUCAGGUAUUCCUCUAGACAAACUAGUUGUCUAUAACCUAGUCAAUUCUAACCUCGUACCGAUGGAAGAUGAUAUGCCAAAUGUACCUCUUGGUGACCGUAUUUUCAGUGGUACAGAACUCUAUGUUGAAGAGCGUACACCUAAUAGCUCGUUGGGUGAAAUGGGCACCAUUUCAAAGUCAGUCGGACAAAGCAUGUUGAUGCAAGAGUUUGAGAGACAUCGUGACAAGGUCCACAUCUUUGUGACUGAUCGUAUCGACUAUAACGACAAUCUUGCCUAUGGUGCACCUCCACCACCCCACAAACUCUUUGUUGACACUGGAUCGACCAUCUACCAACUCAAAGAGAUGAUCCUCGACAUUGUCCGUCCCAACCUAUCAACCCAACAAAAACAAGAGUUUGUCACUCAAACCAUCAUCCGAAAGACACAAGUUGGUGGCUCCCCAGGCACCAUCAUCUCUGACGACACCUUUAGUCUGCAACAUGUCGGUCUUUCAGGUGGUUCACUCAUCAUUAUCGAACGUGGUACUGUCACUACCCCAACCAUCACCCUUAACAUCAUGCAUGAAGAUCUUGGUAAACAUUCAAUUAAUUAUUCUAAAAAGAAUACUAUUCUUUCUUUGAAAAAAUAUUUAUUAAGAUUUUUAGGAUUAAAUAUAAGUGAAAAUGAAUCAAAUUAUAUAUUAAAGACGUCAGAUGUAUUUGAUCAACCAGAUGUGAUUCUAGUGGAUGAAGAUAGAACGUUAGAGGAAGGAGCCAUUCGAAAUGAAGAUACAUUGUUUUUAGAACGAGGUAUCUUGCCAUCAAAGGAUCAGAUAUUGCUAAAGUUUAGUGUGUAUCGAUUCAACAAUGGUACGACGACGUUUACAAGAUUCUCUCUACCAGCUUCGCCUGCACUCCAUCUCAACCCACAAUUCAUCCCACAAACAGCCGAUCUCUACACUGUGUCGCCUAUUGGUGACUUUCCAGUAGACAAAAAGACAUUGGUUUCACAGUUGAAACAAUUGGUCUUGGAAUGGGGUGCAUUCCGUGAACUAUUAUCAAAAGAGGAUGUGGAAAAGUUGGAUGCCAAAGAAAUGGAUAUUAGAUUGUGGAAUGAUGAAAAACUACUCACAUCGUUUACAGGAAUGAGCAAGUCUCUUGCAAAACUACAUGUUCAACAAGAAGCAAAUAUCAUUAUUGAAUUUAAUGAUGAUAAACAAAUUAUGCAACAAGAACAAGAACUACAGAAACAUCAUAAAUCAAGUGGCCGAGACGAUCAAGAGGAAUCACGUCCUCAAAAAGUGGUAAUUGUAAAGGAUAAAAAGAAAAGUUUAAUUAUCCCCAAACAGAAAAAGGUUGAUCAGUCAAAAACACCUCCACCCAUUCUAUUGUACAUUCACAAGAGAUUACCAGAAUCCCAAAGUUUCGAGUAUCCUCCAACCCAAGCCUAUUUCACCGGCAAGGAUAUUAAUGAUUUGAAACAAUUCAUCUCUGAAACCACUAAAAUAGAACCACAAUACUUGAAAAUAUUCAAAUAUGUCACACAUCAAAGAAUCAAUCCUUGGAGAAUCAUUGAAGCAAGAAGAAAAAAACAAUCUAAAAAACAAUUUAUCAAACAUCAAAAGGAAAAGUCAAAAGAAAAAGAAAAGGAAAAAGAUUCAACAACUACAACUGUUUCAAUUUCAAAAGAUUUAAUUAUUGAUAUAAUUAAUAAUAAUAAUAAUAAUAAUAAUAAUAGUCAAGUUCCAGAUACAACCAAUUUAGAAGAAUUCUUAUCAGAUGAUGAAAUGAUAGAAGAUGAUAUUGAAUCAAGUCAAGUUGAUGGUGAAACUUCUCCAGAAGUUAUAGAUGUCGAUUUAGAUGUAGAAGUAUCUCAAGAUACCAACAACAACAAUAAUAAUAGUAAUAUUCCAAGACCACCACCUCCACCACCAAAACAAAAGAAACUUGCAGCUAUUCAACACAACCCCAAUGAAUUGCGAGGUAAACCAUGGUUAUUUAGAGAUGGUGAUAUGAUUGCAUAUAUCGAUACAAGAGAUGAUCCAGAGGACAAUGACAAGUUUGCUUUAGCAAUGGACCUCACCACAUCGUUUAGUAGUAAAUAUUCAUUCUCUGGAACAGGUCAUCGUGAACAGGUUGUAAAAUAUCGUGCACCAGAAGUUGAAUUAAAGAUUCAACUCGAUGAUUAUUAA
Messenger RNA from Cavenderia fasciculata, 4719 nucleotides. RefSeq names its product peptidase C19 family protein (gene usp40). The record is from RefSeq and is a predicted model, not a curated record. NCBI's taxonomy places the organism in Eukaryota, Evosea, Eumycetozoa, Acytosteliales, Cavenderiaceae. Gene Ontology annotation, biological process: protein deubiquitination. The coding region runs from base 1 to 4719 and encodes 1572 amino acids. Gene Ontology annotation, molecular function: cysteine-type deubiquitinase activity; cysteine-type endopeptidase activity. The transcript has 5 exons. Gene Ontology annotation, cellular component: cytosol; nucleus.